AGUUCACGGUGUCUGUUCACCUUCUGUCUCUCUAGCAUGGCUGUGCUUUCCACGUGGAUGAAGUGCAGACAGGGGGGGGGACCACAGGGAAGAUGUGGGCCCAUGAGCAUUGGGGCAUGGAGGACCCAGCUGACAUUGUGUCCUUCAGUAAGAAGCUUCUGACGGGGGGCUACUACCACAAGGAUGAGUUCCAGGCGGAUGAGCCAUACCGUAUCUUUAAUACAUGGAUGGGCGACCCUUCCAAGAAUCUGAUCCUGUCUGAGGUUCUCAAUGUGAUCCGCAGAGAGAACCUCCUUGAGGAGGUGACCCGCUCUGGGAAGGCGCUGAUGAACGGCCUCUUUGAGCUACAGGUACUGCAUGUUUGUUUGUAAAGGUUAUGACUUUUC
Notothenia coriiceps (black rockcod) is the source of this 386-nucleotide messenger RNA. Its product is annotated as 4-aminobutyrate aminotransferase, mitochondrial-like. Gene Ontology annotation, molecular function: transaminase activity; pyridoxal phosphate binding. Bases 93 to 371 code for a protein of 92 amino acids. The record is from RefSeq and is a predicted model, not a curated record. The transcript has 2 exons. Gene Ontology annotation, cellular component: mitochondrion. Gene Ontology annotation, biological process: GABA catabolic process. Lineage: Eukaryota; Metazoa; Chordata; Actinopteri; Perciformes; Nototheniidae.